Anopheles funestus (African malaria mosquito) is the source of this 2392-nucleotide messenger RNA. RefSeq names its product low density lipoprotein receptor adapter protein 1-B-like. The coding region runs from base 1172 to 2065 and encodes 297 amino acids. The transcript is spliced from 5 exons. Lineage: Eukaryota; Metazoa; Arthropoda; Insecta; Diptera; Culicidae. The record is from RefSeq and is a predicted model, not a curated record.
CGUACGAAUAAUCGGUGGUUUGGCGAUUCCACUAUGCACGUGUUCCUUUCGUUUUCCACUUCGCGUUCGGUGAUCGCGAUCGCGAUCAUGCUUCGCUGAGCAAACCGCGUUUUGGGGGGUUUGAUUUUCCCGCCCCGUGGUGGGGGUUGUAAAGCAAAACCCAGGCCCAGAAAACGGAUUCGCUAGUGUUCGUUUGGUUCGUCUUCAUUCCAGAGUGUUCGGUUGUUUGUGGCUAAAUAGAUGAUCUUGGUUUGAUAGUGUGACAUUCUUAAUCAGCCAUAUUAGGUGAAUUUAAUCUUAUCGAUCGAACGGCGUUUCGUUCAUCGCGAUCUUGUUUGACGGACAUGAAGGAACAAAGUGCAAACAGUUAUUCUUGUCCCAGCGCCUCAGUGGUUUCGUGUGAUUGCAGCUGCGGGUACGUGAUCGAAAGUGAAGGCUUGAAGAUAAUUACCUCCGUACGAACAAAUAAAUCUAGAUGACACUGUGCGCAAACGAUACGAAAAUCCUGCUAAAGCCCAAAACUGUUCCAGCAUGAGAAAACGGUGCAACAGUGCGAAGCUGCCCCCAGUAGAGUUCCAUUGAUUUAUAAAUCCAUAAAUUAAAAGUGAAACUUUUUCCGAGCCCAACCCAAAAGCCACCUGUUGUGCGUGUGCACAAGUGCGUGUAUGUGUGUGUGUGUCGUGGUGUAUUUGAUCCAAUUGUGCCGCCAUAUGCAUUGAUCCGAUCAGCGCGCCUCUUGUUCAUUGACUGCACAUCCCCGAACGAUCGUUUGAUCGAACGAACAUUGUUGUUUGUUUCCUUUCGUCAGUGAGUAGUUUCGAACGAAUUUUCUCACUAUAGUGAAUCGAACAAAGUGUGAGUGUACUAAAAAGUAAUUCUUCAACAAAUCCAACUACGUACGUUUAAAAGAACGUGUGACAGGUGUAUUUAAUGAUAGAGAGGAGAUAAAAAAACACACACAGUGUCUCAGUUGUAACCUUCCUUCGCUACAAAACGUGACCAAUCGGUUUACAACCCACGGUACGCGUCAUCGAUAAACUGUUCUGCAAGCGAAGGAUAACCUCUGGCGUGUACGCGCUUAUAGUUGUGAUUUUCAUUGCUGUGGUCUUGACAAUUGGUGCUUUUUCCGGCGUCCUUCGCAGCAGCAACCCUCGCCAUUCACGAUCGCAGAAUGGCCUUCUUCAAGAGCAUUUGGAAAAAUAGCUCCAAGCACAAGAAAUUGUGUGAAGAGCUCGCUCUGGCGAACAGUAUUCGCGAUUUUUCCGAAAAUCACGAUGAACUGGAGGACGGUUCGAACGAAGCCAUCAGUUACAGUGUCAAAUACUUGGGUAAUACUCCUGUGCCGACUCCACGGUCCGAGAAUGCCACGGCGGAAGCGGUAAAAAGUAUCAUAACAGCAGCCAAAGGCAAUAAGAAAUUGCAACGUGUUUCCCUUUCAAUCUCACCUAAGGGCAUCGAGAUGAUUGACACCGGUACCGGUGAAACGCUGCUGCAGGUUUCGAUCUAUCAAAUCUCGUACUGUUCGGCCGAUGCCAAUCAUGAUCACGUGUUCGCGUUCGUUGGCUGCACGCUUGGUUCGGAAGCCGAAGUGAAGGAGAUGUGCUUCCGGCGUACGGCGGAAGAGAUUAAUCUCGAGGGACCGCUCGUGUGCCAUGCCUUCCUGUGCCAGAAGCGAAAAAUGGCCCAAACCGUCACGCUUACGGUGGCGCGCAGCUUCGAACGAGCGUUCCAGAUCUGGCAAAACAAGCAGUUUCAUGCAGAACGCAAGCGCAAGGAUCUGGAAGCGCGCAUGGAGCGAGAGUUGAGCGGUAGCCAGGAAUUAGCGCGUAAAAAUGCAUCCAACGUGGCUGGCAACGAGCAGCGAGAUGAAGCUGAAUGUCGCAGUUUGCUGAUCGACUUUAAUUCCGAUUUGACGGGAAUAUGUUCCGAUACGCAACAUCAUCGGGAACUUCUGCAGAACACUUGGGUAUCAUUUGAAGAUGAUCAAAAGCCACAAGAGUUUCUCGCGGUGCCAACAUUAACGUCCACCUCCGGCUGGAGUGGGAUGGCCAUCUGUUCGAACUAGAGCACGCUACACUACACCGAGCAGCAACAGAAUAGAAUUAGAAUCUUCACGCUAAGCUUCAUGUUGCGUUAGGAACGAACGAGCGGUUUAAAUGCUUUCGAUUUUAAGCUACUUUCCAUUUAAAACCAUGUUCCGGUUAGACGCGUUUGUUAUAAGCUAUCAUUUAAAAUGGGGUUCAUUAAAAUUUCGCAAGUGAUUUUUAUACGAUUGAGCAAUGCAAAACAUUGUUUUAAACACUCUUUUCCCAGAUCGCAUUCGCAUGCAAUAGUUUGUGAUAGAAAGUUUUUUUUUCAUAUUUUUUAAUAAACAGUUCAAAACAUAUCAGAA